GUUAACUUAAUGCAGAAGACAUGUACAUGUGAGAAAGUCAUAAUAUAUAAGUUGCCGUGUUCUCAUGUCCUUGCGGUAUGUCGUCACAGGAGCUUGUCAUAUAGUGGUUUUGUGGACGCUUCAUUUCUGACUAGCUCGUAUCGAUCUACUUAUAUGUCCUUUUUCAAGCCUGUGCCUGAUAUGCAUAAUUGUUCUCCAUAUGAUGGUCCGAGAAUUAUAGCUGAUGAGAGGCUAAAACGUGGAGCUGGACGUCCACGGUCCACUCGAAUACAAAAUGAAAUGGAUGCAGCUGAUAGGUCUGGCAAAUAUAGAUGUAGCAUUUGUAAGGUUUCAGGACACAAUAAGCAAAGAUGUCCUAAUAAGAACGGUGAAGGAACAUCUGGGUCUGAUGGCGCAGUCCAUCUUUCCCGGCCCCACUGAUCGCAGCGUUCUCACCCUCCAGGACCAACAUCGGAGUGAGGAUGUCUGGAGGGGAGUAGCGGACACGGUACUAUCGUGUCGGUUGCAUCAUCACAGUCUCUAUCUUGACUGGGAGAUUCACGAUAGGGUUCUUCGGUAUGUCGAGCGGGCUGGUUUUCUCGGCAUACAUCGUUUGGUAGGGGGAGGUUUGGAGAUUGAUAGACCACUUCUGACGGCAUUAGUGGAGCGAUGGAGGCAGGAGACCCAUACAUUUCAUUUGACUGUUAGGGAGGCGACGAUUACUUUGGAGGAUGUCGCUGUUAUCCUUGGACUUAGAGUGCACGGGGCACCUGUUACUGGUCGAGGCGAGGGUAACUGGGCUGCAUUAGUUUUCGAGUUGUUAGGGAUUUGGCCCAACACACCGGAGAACGAGCCCAAAGUUCUCCAGGGUUCGUCUUUGAGAUUGACAUGGCUUCGGCAACAUUUUUUCUUGUUGCCGAAUGAUGCUGAUGAGGUGACUGUACAGCGAUUUGCCCGGGCUUACAUUCUUGCAUUGAUGGGGUCCAUUCUUUUUGCCGACAAGAGUGGAGAUGCAGUCCAGGUUCUUUAUCUCCCACUUUUAGCUGAUCUCGACGUAGCAGGGACAUAUAGUUGGGGUAGUGCGACCCUUGCAUACCUGUAUCGGCAGCUAUGUCGGGCAUCACAUAGGGGUGCGAGGGAGUUAGGUGGCCCUGUGUUGUUGUUACAGAUUUGGGCAUGGGAGCACAUACACAUUGGCAGACCUCGGAUUUCGAGGGUGCGGGACCCACCUCCACAGUUUGACGAGGCCGUUCCUAUUUUAGGCUCCCAGCAUGUUCCGGGGAUUGACCCCUUAGCUGUCAGUUGGCUUCGAGUACACAUCACUAGGUCCCACACAGCAGGUGGGCUUCCUUACUACAGGGAUGCACUUGACCAUCAGACGGACGAGCAGAUGACUUGGCAGCCAUAUACUGAUGCGAGACUGGCGUUGUUACCUGCUAUAUGUCGAGCUGAUCGACAUGUAUGGCGCACAGUGGCCCCACUUAUCUGUUUCGACAUUGUAGAGUUCCAUUUCCCUGGUCGAGUUAUGCGCCAGUUUGGAUUCGAGCAGACGAUUCCCGCACCUUCUGAUACGAGCACAACCCUUCAUGCCAUAGAUCGGAGGUCGAAGAACAAGAACUAUCCGCUCAGACAUCGACCUUACAUUGCACAUUGGGAUGAGCGCGAGGGACACAUAGUUCAGGGCACUCCUUUUAGUGGUCGUACUCAUGCCUUUGACGAGUAUAUGAUAUGGUUUCGUCGCAUCACGAGGUUACGCCUGACGAAUCCAUCGAGGCGACCACCUUCUACACAUUAUCAGCCUGCGUUGCAGAUAUAG
Molecule: messenger RNA, 1795 nt
Organism: Beta vulgaris subsp. vulgaris (sugar beet)
Lineage: Eukaryota; Viridiplantae; Streptophyta; Magnoliopsida; Caryophyllales; Amaranthaceae
Product: serine/threonine-protein phosphatase 7 long form homolog
Exons: 4
Coding region: 275-1795 (506 amino acids)
Biological process (GO): meristem development; meristem maintenance
Source: RefSeq, a predicted model, not a curated record